UGACAAAAUUCAAGAAAAUCUGUUAUAAAUGAGUAACAAUUCAACAUGCAUUCGACCAUCCAUGAUCUCUUCCAUGGCUUUACCAAUCAGUUACACCUUCCUUUGUAUUGUUGGUCUCUUCGGCAACUCUCUCUCCCAGUGGGUAUUUUUAACAAAAAUAGCUAAGAAAACAUCAACGCACAUCUACCUGGCACACCUUGUGACCGCAAACUUACUUGUGUGCAGCGCCAUGCCUUUCAUGGGUAUCUACUUCCUGAAAGGUUUCCAAUGGCAAUAUCAUUCUGUGCAAUGCAGAGUGAUCAACUUUCUGGGAACUCUAUGCAUGCAUAUAAGCAUGUUUGUCAGCCUCUUAAUUUUAAGUUGGAUUGCUGUAAGCCGCUAUGCUACCUUAAUGAAAAAGGAUUCCGUGCAAGAAAUCACUUCGUGCUAUGAGAAAAUAUUUUAUGGCCAUUUACUGAAAAAAUUUCGCCAGCCGAACUUUGCUAGGAAACUGUGUGUUUACAUAUGGGGUGUUGUUCUGGGCAUAAUUAUUCCAAUUGUCAUCUAUUACUCAGUCGUAGAGGCCACAGAAGGUGAAGAGGGUCUGUGCUAUAAUCAGCAGAUGGAACUAGGAGCCACGUUUUCUCAGAUUGCCGGUCUCAUUGGAACCACAUUUAUUGGAUUUUCAUUUUUAGUAGUACUAACAUCAUAUUACUCCUUUGUCAGCCACCUGAAAAAAAUAAGGACCUGCACAUCCAUUAUGGAGAAAGAUUUGACUUACAGUUCUGUGAAAAGACAUCUUUUGGUCAUCCAGAUUCUACUAAUAGUUUGUUUUCUUCCAUACAGUAUCUUUAAACCCAUUUUUUAUGUUCUACACCAAAGAAAGGAUUGUCAGCAAUUGAAUUAUUUAAUAGAAACAAAGAACAUCCUCACCUGUCUUGCUUCAGCCAGAAGUAGCACAGACCCCAUUAUAUUUCUUUUACUAGAUAAAACGUUCAAGAAGACAAUAUAUAAUCUCUUUACAAAGUCUAAUUCACCACAUAUACAACCGUAUGAUUGACUCCUGAAUGGAAGACACCACAAAAUAGAAAAGCAUUCAAGUGACCCUAUUAGGGACACCAAAGUAUGUGAUUAAGGUCAUAGCUUGGUUGACAAUAGGCACUGAUAAAAUUUCUUUGUUUUUUAAAAAUAAAUAUAUAGAGUCAUAAAACUUGAUUUAUAGUUCUACUUAUAGUAAAAGUUGAGAUGGCAAAGACUUUCAGAGGCAAAAGUCAAGCAUACUGAGAGGAUCCCACUACAUAUGAAACCACGAGGUCAAUUUCUCUUUAAACUCAACUGCGGAUGCUGCUGUGUAGAACACAGUAUUUCACAACUGUAGAAGAAGCAAAUGGUUUAUGUCUGCUUUUGAGACAUUGGAAUACAAGGGUCGGUCUAUGGCUCCUGUUUGUUUUGCUGGUGAUUUUUACAAACUUUAAAAGUAAAUAAAAGAUCAAAAAAACAUGAAGAAAUGCUCUCACUUUGGUCCUAUUAAGAUGCAUGAAGAAUGAAUGAAUGGAGUGCGAAAAUCCAAAGUUUUAUGAACUGGUUAUUUAUUUAGUAUUAUCUGGCUCAUGUUAUUGGGAAAGGCAAUAUUUACUGAUUCCAAUAUUUGUUAAGCAUAUGUUAUUUAUAAAUAUUCUUAAAUAUUUCGAUUAGGCUUUGUCAAAAUAAAAAGCUAAUUAUGUUAUUGUUGGUCCAUCUUCAUCACAUUGUAUCUUCCCGUGUUCAGUAUAAAUAAUGUUGUUAUUAAUGACAAACAAUAUCUAGUAUAUAGGUAUACAUUCAGUUAAUUUUUGUGAAAUAAAUGAAUAAAUAAGGUGGUAUAAUAUAAUAUAGUUAAAGGGACUGACCCCUGGAGUUAAGACUCUCUGGGUUCAGUCCUGGUUACAUCUCUUAUUUGGCUGGGAGUCCUAGGUGUUAAUUUCUCCAUUUGAAGAAUGGAAAAUACUACCUUAUUCCUGGUAUGAUUAUUUAAUUAUAUGAUGUUACUGUUAUGAGUUGCGAUCACUUAGUAAGCACUUGCUGCAUGCCAGGCACUCUGCUUAUCUGCUUUAUAUGUGGUAUUUUACUGAUCACAACCCUAAAGUAUGUGGAACUCACUGAUGAAAAAAGUGAAGUGCACAGUUAAAUAAAUUGCUCAAAUUUCCUCCAAUAUCUAAAUAAAUAUUCAAGAGUAAGCAUCUUUUAGUAGUAAUUUCUUUCUUCCACGUAAUCAUGCCAAUAAGACAAAUGAUGGUGACUACAUUCUGUAUUAUACCCAUUAUAAUUUUUAAAAAAGCAUGUUCUUUCUUCCAAAGAGAUUAUAAGCACCUUUGGAGUUAUAAUCAAUUUUCUAUUUCUACUCCCAUAGCACUUACAUUCUUUUCUCAGAUAAGACCCAAACAAAAACAGUUGAAUAAAAUCAACCAUUAACUGUAACGUGCCACUUGGUUAGAGACUAUUGAAAGACUCAUUUUUCUCUCCAUAAGAUGAUUUCUUCAGUGCUCAUAAAUUAAGUUCACAUAGUACUUCCAAGUCUCUACUCUCAUAGCUUUGUUCCUGAAAUAGAACUGUAGAAACAAUGUACUGUGUAGAUUCUCUAAGAGCCAUGUGUUUGAAACCACUAGAGCUUAUGACACGUUUGUGGAAUUUCCAUUAAGAAUAAAUAAAAAAA
Messenger RNA from Tupaia belangeri chinensis (Chinese tree shrew), 2671 nucleotides. RefSeq names its product G protein-coupled receptor 82 (gene GPR82). NCBI's taxonomy places the organism in Eukaryota, Metazoa, Chordata, Mammalia, Scandentia, Tupaiidae. Gene Ontology annotation, molecular function: G protein-coupled receptor activity. The record is from RefSeq and is a predicted model, not a curated record. Gene Ontology annotation, biological process: G protein-coupled receptor signaling pathway. Gene Ontology annotation, cellular component: membrane. The transcript has a single exon. Bases 29 to 1039 code for a protein of 336 amino acids.